This is a messenger RNA of Aureobasidium namibiae CBS 147.97, 2250 nucleotides long. RefSeq lists its product as uncharacterized. The transcript has 3 exons. Bases 1 to 2250 code for a protein of 749 amino acids. The record is from RefSeq and is a predicted model, not a curated record. NCBI's taxonomy places the organism in Eukaryota, Fungi, Ascomycota, Dothideomycetes, Dothideales, Saccotheciaceae.
AUGGCCCCCAGGCCGAACCGUGACAUAACCGACUUCUUCAAACCAUUCGCCCAGCCAAAAGUCAAGCACACAACUGCCCGAGAGGGAAGGAGCGUGUCUGAGCCUCAAAACGCGCCUGCCACAGCCACCAAGGUGCAACAACAGCAACAGCAGAGUGCGCCUUCUGCUUCAUCCAUGCCAUCCAAAAGACAUGCCAUCCCAAGUGUUCGCGCUAUUCACGUUUUGCCAUCCAAAGAACCAAGAAUAGACGAUCCCAUUCCUACGCCAAUAUCUUCGAGUCCACCCGUGUACCAUGCACCUGCUUCACACAUCCCGCGAGAGCUGAGCCCUCUCACAUCGCACGAGUCCAGCCCCAGCCCUCCCUCGCCUCCGCCCACCCUCUCCAAGAAGCAGCCAGCUAUGGAUCCCUCCGUGUCUUCGUCGUCACUAUCCAGCCUUCCGAUUAGCUCUCAAUCAUCGAGUAAACGUAUCGUUCGAGACGGCAUGCUAGCUGUGACAAACUCGGACUCCGACAGUAUCGAUGCCGAUUCGGACCCCUUGGACGACAUCGACGAGUUGAUCCGACGAAAGCGCAUGAAGAUGACACCACCCACCACCUCUUCAGAGACACCUCAAAGCCAAUCCAAUCCUGCGCGCGAGUUGAGGAGUGCCACUCGUCGCGACAGGACAUCCACUACCAGAUCCAAGUUAGCUCAACCUCCCCGUAAGAAAUACAAGUUUAGUAUGGCUUCGCUGGUUGCCUCGCACAACAAAGACGCUCGGUCGAUGCAGAAAAUCCAAGAAUACGAGGAAGAAUACAGGCAAGAGAUGGAUCUUACAGCACGCCACGAGCAAGAGCUCAGGCAGGCGUCUGACAUGAAUGCUGCAGAAUUUGCCGCUAGGCUGCAGGCAGACGACGGCGACGAUGAGACGAGGGAACGCGUCGUGCGAGCUAUCGAGCGCAACGACGUCCUGGAAAAGAAGGUUCAGUACCCUUUCUUCAGACAUGCCGACCCUCGAGCACACCUGUCUAAGCCAUUCCCAACCGCGAGUCUUACCCUAGAAGACUGGACAAGCACAUUACAAGACCAGGACGCCAGGGAAGAAUUGUUCAGAUGUGGUUUUGUGGCAGAUAUGGCUCGCGUAUCCGCUCUACCUGAUGGACAUGUUCAAUGGAUGCUCUCCGAACUACUGCAGGAUCUCGAAGGCAGUCUGGCUAAUGCCUACGUGGAUGCCUUGGAGCAUUCGUUUUCCAACAACCCCUUCACAACCGUCCACCUGCGUAGACAAUUUCUUCUGCGAGCAGGUAGAGAGGAUCUCGAACUGGGUUUGUUUUCCAACAUGGCAACGAUGCCUCCUCCUGCUCACCAAAGACCUCACGUGGAGACGAUGCCUUUACAUGUCGACUGGGCAUGUGUGCUUUUGAGCAGGCUUGCGAUGAGACUGCAUGUUGCCGAAAGGAGGAGCUGGCUGGCACCUUUGAUGCUCUUGCUUGUGGAUCGGCAAGUGGAACAGAAACUUGAUACCCAGCUAGCUCUCCAAAGUUGUAUCGCGGACUUGCUCGAAGCCGAUUCUGGAUCUCAUAUCCGAGCCACAACAACCGAAAACGUUGGACAACGCAUUCGCGCACACAUAUCGAAUCCGAUCUUGAUUCAGCAUCUGAUCGGAUCUCUUCCCUCAUACAUGGGCGCCUCCCAUGUAUUCAAACGGCGAUUAGCGUUGGCAUCAUUCUUGAAGUCCAACACAUACCUCACUGACGACCUUGAGGACCCGGCGACCAUGAAUGUGUUAACGACGUGGCUGCACGAGAACAAGACAUUCAAGAUCAGAGACAACACCGACUUCCACAAAAUGGCAGCUCGAUUUGAUACGCUGGACGUAGCUAUCGGGGCUGGGUUGUCAAGAUUCGAGUUCUGCAGCGAGGCAACCACGAUUAAAACAGACAGUCCAGUCAACACAAGCACAGUGGCAUCGAGGUCAGCGCCGUCGGUAGAAGAGAGCAACUUCAACUCGGCCAUAGACGAGGUAGUGACAGAGUUGCGAUCGAUAGCUUUCAACAUCCGAGAUUCAGGAGCCACGCAUAUGCGAAGGACCGAGUGCAAGACAGCGAUCGAAAAGCUAUCUUACAGACUCGAGUUCGCAGCAAGGACCAGGCCGAAGCCCAAGAGAGGCAUAUUCGGCACGGCCGAGGGCACGAGCGAUGUGAUUAGAAGCUUUGUCACAAGACGUGAGCAGGACACGAAUAACGAAAACCGAGGCGGAGAGCAGUAG